Molecule: messenger RNA, 4980 nt
Organism: Anisakis simplex (herring worm)
Lineage: Eukaryota; Metazoa; Nematoda; Chromadorea; Rhabditida; Anisakidae
Source: the annotation of a GenBank genome assembly
AUGAAGUGCUGCUUAAAGGGGAGUGAAAUUCGACAUCGAGCACUGAACAAUGGAACCAGUGAGCUGUUGUCGAUUCGCGAUGAUACUACAGUUGAGGCGUUCUGGUGCGAUUUUCCAAUUGGUAAUCCGGCCGCAAUGAAUGAUGAUCAUUAUGGUAAUUGCAUAUGCGUAAUUGGUAAACAAAAUAUUCAGUUUUGUCCUCGAGAAGGUAGUCAAGUCUAUGCCGUCACGUUGCCGUUUCCGAUAUCCAAAGUUUUACCGUCACCAUUUGGAUUGAUUUUGAAGAAGGAUUGUGUUGUCAUGAAAUCAAGCACAGAUGUCACAUUCCCUCAUUUAUUCUCCCUAUCGCAUCCAUACAACGAAAUUCUGCCUAUCGUUUGUCAGAACAAAGAUGAUAAACAGUCAUGUCAUUAUGCGCUCGAUCCGCUUGAAUUGACCGCUGUGUGUGUGUUGGAAGGGAGUUCAUUGCUGUUGUGUUACAAUCAACGACAUCAUUCACAUUCAUUGCAUUUGAUGCGUAGUGUCACCAAAGAAGAAUGGAAGUGUGCUGCAGCUAAAGUUGAAACCAUCGUUUCAGCCAGUUUCAAGGGCACACCUUUUGAACUGAGUAGCGCUGGACCAUCUCCUGCAUGUUCAUCGUAUAUACCAACACCAAGGAAUCGUCCACGAGUUGGUCUGAUCACAAGUGCUUUAGACGCUAUUAUUAUAUUUUGCUCAUCGCUUUUGAAUUUAGUAUAUGAUACAUCAUCUCGACUCGCGUCGUUAUACGAAGAUCGUGGCAUUGCAUCAGCAAUUGAUAUGCGCGGCUCCGAAUUAGAACUUAUUGCUCCUGAGGUGAGGGUGUUGUUGCUUAUUGAACUUAUUAAUAUUUGCAUAGAAAACAUAUGGACUGAGCCACAUCGUCGUCAGUCUGAAGAUAUGCCAUGCAAGGAACCAGCAACGUUAUCAUUUCUCACUACAGAUUUAAGUGGUCAAAAAUUUGCAUGUAUUUAUUCGAGUGAGCAUGAAACACUGAAAUGUAUACGUAUAAUAUUGCACGAUGAUGGUUCAUUAACAACCACUCGAGGCUUUACAGCGAUUAAAUGUCUCUCGGCAACUGACAUUAAGGAUCGUAACAUGAUGGCUGUUAUUGAAAUGGAUCACAGUGUAGUGCUCUAUUCGGGCACGUUUCGAUUGGGCUCACUGUACGUGCAACGAGAACGUUCUCAGUUAUUAUCCACAACACGCUCCCCAUCCAAUCAGUCAUCUUAUGGUAUAACGCAAUGCGCUCCUGUUUGUGCUGUCCAUUCAUUUUGCAGUGGACAUUUCUUAGUGAUAUGGGAACACGUGCUCUCUAGAGAAUGCAGUAGUGGUGCUGGAAAUGAGGUUUUAUGUAAAAGUGAUGCUGCAGUGGAAGGGAGUGAUUUGACGAAAUAUACACGCAAACCAUGCAAAUAUCAGUUGAUCAUAUCGGAAGAUGCCGAACUCUAUGAAUACAUAAGAUUCGUGCUAUCUGCACUACAUAAUGGCUAUGAACAAACAAAAAUGGACACUCGACUCGCCUUUUUGUCACCGCUGCUUGCGACGUCUUUGCAAGCUAUCGCAACGUUAGUCUCACUGGAUAAUUAUAUUGACUAUUAUCAAAGAGAUUUCCCGGAUUUGGCGAACAAUAUUUAUUGCUUGGAGAAUGGUGGAGAUCUGAACAAAUUGGAUCUGAGCCGUAUGCGUCGCUUCUCUGAUCGGCUUAUAUCAUUUCAUCGAACUCUGUUGCGUAUUGUUGAGGAUAACUCUAAAAUCACUUCGUUUUCAUGUCCGACUAAGGGUUCACAAGUUUUUCUUCUCAUCGCUAUUGGUUUCGGUAAAAUUGAGAAUAUUCUUGAUUUGCAGAAAGCAAUUGGAAAGAAUUGGGAGAAGAAAUUGGGAUUAUCUGAACGUGAGACUGCAUCAGUGAUUGAGAUAUUGGAUAAUGAUCGAUUGAGCGCUGGAGACAAAUGUAGAAAUUGGGCGUGUUUAUUCAGUAUAAAGGAGCGAUUCCUGAAGAACUUACCUCCUUCAACCGCUCUUAUCAUUUGUGAGUUAUUAUAUAACGAGCGUGUGAUGGCACUCAACUUUUUACCGAUCCCUUUUCUCAACUCGUUCAGAGCAUUGCCAUCAGAAGACGAGAUCAAUCGUACCAUCAGAUUGCGUUGGAAGUACGAUAUGAGAUUUGCGAAUGCAUCGCAAAUGCUCGAUAGUUCACAUCCGUCAUUUAUACCGGCUGUUAAUGGUGUUUCGGAUAUUGAGCAACGUGAGUUACAAGAGCAAAUGCUAGCUAUUGUGAAUGUUCGCACGUUAACACAAUGCUUUGGACGGGCAGUACUCGAGUUUCGUUAUUUUGUUCCGCCGAUGAACAUUCCGCUGAAUGUACCUCAACUAUGUUUACAAGGUCGUUUUCAUCCGUCAAAUGUACCAUUCGAAAUGCAGCAAAAUGAAACGACAAAAAUGAUGACUGAAUGGGGUGCCUACUAUAACGGAUUGGCGACUGGUUUACGUAUUGGUAAUGAGCAAUCGUGUAAAUUAGAUGGUGAAUGGCUAGCGUUGAGUAUCAGUGAACAGAAGGACGCAAGCUCAGCCGGUAUGAUGUACGCGUUUGGCUUGAACGGACAUAUAUCAAAGAUGAAUCUGUUCACAAUUCAUGAGCUGUUAAGUGCUGGCGAUCGUUUGAUGAGUGUUUCAGUGCUACUUGGAUGUUCAGCAAAUAUGCUAGCAACUGGCGAUCAGCAAAUCUAUAAAGUUCUCGUAACUCAUUUACCGUUCAUGAUGGGUCCUACUCUUCUAGAACUGCAUAUUGAUCCGAUGGUACAAACAGCAGCAUUAGUGGGUUUAGGUUUGCUGUUCGCCAAAACUUCACAUUUAGGCAUUCUGAACUUAUUGUUGAAUGAAGUUGGUAAGCCAGCGCCGAUUGAUCAGGAGCCUUGGACUGAUCGUUAUGCGUAUCGACUGGCAGUUGGUUUCGCUAUCGGCCUCAUUUCUUUAGGUGACGGUGAGCAGUUGUCGGCGAACGUACCGUUCGUGGAACGUUACCCAUCGCUGCAAUCACGUCUUUUGCAAAUGAUGGAUGGCGGUCCUCGUUCUUUAUGCGUGUUCCCAACCACAAAUCCCACUGACGUUCUCCUAGCAACUCCGCACGUUACAGCAACCACCAACCCAAGCACUACGACUAACACUCAUCCAGAUCCAAUCAACGCAAACACCUCACAAACCUCGAGUCAUGUCUUGGAAUUUGACAACAUUAAUCCACACUUAUCCAGUGCUGCUGCCACUAUUGCGCUUGGACUGAUGUAUCUGCGAACUGGCAAUGAAAAGGUGGCAAAACGGAUGCGAGUACCACAAACGUUAUCCAAACUCGAAAAAAUACGGCCUGAUUUCUUAUUGUUGAGGACAUUGUGUCAGUCGUUAAUAAUGUGGGAUGAAAUACUACCAUCGAAAUCAUAUGUUGAUGAGUUAAUUCCUGCAGUAAUUCGUAGUUAUGUCUAUCGAUUUUUUCGAAGUGAAUUAGUAUUGGGUGACGGUGAUGCGGCGUAUUUGAGUACAAUUGUUGACUUGGAAACAAUUGCGCAAAGUUAUCUGAAUAUUGUUGCUGGUGCAUGCUUUGCGAUUGGAAUUCGGUAUGCGUCAUCGUUUAGUUCAUCAGCGUUCCAAGCAAUCAUGUGCUUCAUUUGGAUGCUUUUACCUGAAGGCAACCAAAAAGAUGCGGAUAUGCGAUUAUGCCAUGCAGCCGGAGCAACUGUUUGCGCAUCUGUUUUGAAUCAACUCAUUUAUUCACUUGGCUUGAUCAUGGCCGGUAGUGGCAAUUUGGAAGUGCUUCGUUUGUGUCGAAUGCUAAGAAGACGUGUGCUCGCCAAUAAUGCACACAAAGAUAUCACUCUGUACAGCACGCAAGUGGCCGUUAGUACCACAGUGGGAUUGAUUAUGAUGGGCAAAGGAAGAUACGCCCUAUCACAAAGCGAUUUAUCGAUAGCCGCAAUGAUAAUAGCGUUCUUUCCUGUUGCACCACACAACCUCGGCGAUAAUAGAUUAUAUCUGCAACCAUUACGAUUUUUGUGGUCAUUGGCGGCAGAAGAACGUCUUAUCGAUGUUGUUGAUGCACACUCAGGUGAUGCUCUUAGUGCGACGACCGUCGAUGUUUAUUACAAGGUUUGUUAUCUUUCUUCAUUUAUUUCGUUGCAUCAAGUGGGUGAUGAUUUCAUCGAGCACGUUGAUCAUUUUCAGUCGCCGGUAAUUCUUCCCGAGCUGUCAACUAUUGAAAAAAUCGUGCUAUCAUGUGAUGGUUAUGAGAGUCGAACGUUAAACUUGAAAGACCCGAAGCACUUUGAAUUACUUAAGAACGUGUUGGGAACGGGUCAUGGGUCCUUACCACUCACUCGUAUUGGAAGGUAUGUUUUCGUUGUCAUAUCUGUUGAUGUAAACAUGCACAUCAAGAUGAGUUGUGAAGAAAAGAACAUGGAUGGAAGUGUAGAUGAAGAGUGUAGUGAUGGUUCUGUAAUCGCAGAGAAUGAUUUAAGUGAUUUGAGACCGUCAGAUGAUUCGAUUUUAUUGACGAAAAUUCAUGAAUCGGUAGAAGUGAAUAAUGAUGAAGAUUUUAUGGCGGGUAUAGAAGCAUUACCAACAAGAAAUGCUAAUGAGGAUAUGACGAGUGAGAAUGAUUAUAAUGAUGAUAGCUAUGCACAACUGGAUGAAUAUGAAGAGCAAGUCAAUUCCGAAUGGACACCAUCAUAUGCAGAUCGCUUAGACAAACAAAUCAAACGUUUCAGCGCACUAUUCAGCACUGAGGAUGCACAUCCUUUUCUCAGGCGUUACGUACAAGAUUUGUUGGAAAACGAAAGAACACGAUUUCCGCUGAUGCAGUUUUCCGAAGUGAAGGCAUUUCUUGAUAGAUGUGAAAGGUAUGAGUGUGAACCGAAAGUCAUUCCUAAGCAUUUGAUCAGUUCAGUUAAUGAUGUAUUCCAGUCGCUGAAAUAA